Fusarium keratoplasticum is the source of this 1113-nucleotide messenger RNA. RefSeq lists its product as uncharacterized. Gene Ontology annotation, molecular function: 6-phosphogluconolactonase activity; protein binding. The record is from RefSeq and is a predicted model, not a curated record. The coding region runs from base 1 to 1113 and encodes 370 amino acids. NCBI's taxonomy places the organism in Eukaryota, Fungi, Ascomycota, Sordariomycetes, Hypocreales, Nectriaceae. The transcript is spliced from 4 exons.
AUGAUUCUCCCAAGGGUGUUGAUCCCUCUGGGCACCAUCUCGGUUGCUUUCGCCGAGACCCAUCAUCUCUUUUCCGGCUUCUUUUCCGGUUCUACGAUUGCAGGGAUCGAGUUUGACGACACAGCUUCGUCCCUGACCCUGGUGAAAAACAUUUCAUCCGAAGCAUCUGGGUCUAAGUGGAUAACCAUUGAUACGCGUAAAGAAAACUUGUAUGUUGCUACGACAGGCGCUUUCCAGAGCUAUAAGCUCACGGAAGACUUGGACCUUGCCUACCAAAGCAGCGUCAACUUGUCUUCGUCCUGCAACAACGCGAACUUUGUCACCGCCCUGUCAAAAGCUCCAUACAUGGUCUUUGGCACUCCAUACGGAAGCGGCUGCCCGACAUUGGCCAUCUCCACCGACUCUUCUGGUACCCUUGAGGCAACUGUCGCCAAUGCCAGCUAUCUUGAUUCGAGUGGUGUUCAUGGGACUGCUCUGAGCCCUAAAAAUGACUUCCUCUACUCAGCUGAUGAUAUGGGGAAUGCGGUUUGGGUUCACUCCUACGACAAGGCGACGGGGGUCAUUCGUGAAGUGCAGUACCUUGCUGCUGCCUCCGGUUCGAACCCUAGACACGUGGUCGUACAUCCUAACGGAAAAUGGGUUUACGUGGUGUACGAGGAGGCAAAUGCUAUUGCGGCGUAUGAACGAGAAACAACUACGGGAAAACUGGAAUUCCACAAUGAGACUUAUAGUCUGCUGCCUUCAGGAUUCACCAACUCCUCUUCAUAUUGGGCUGAUGAGGUGCUCCUCUCAAUCCCAGUUGACAGUAACUCCCCCAAAUAUCUUCUCGCCGCGACCCGAUCACGUACGACUGGGACGUCUGGAUAUGUGUCAGCUUUCAGCUUAGAUCCAAAGUCCGGUGGCAUCAAGGAACAGCUAUUCCUGCAACCCACGACUGGCAGCGGAGGGUCUGCCAAUGCCGUUUCGCCAGCCCCGUUCAGCGAGAGUUACUUUGCAAUCACAGACAGCGGAGAGAAUUUUCUUGAAGUUUGGAGGAUUGAGGAGAAGAAGGCUUCAGUGAUUGCUCAUCUGGAUCUCGAAAAUGGGCCGGCUAACGUCGUGUGGUAUGACUGA